Messenger RNA from Prorocentrum cordatum, 1854 nucleotides. The record is from the annotation of a GenBank genome assembly. Lineage: Eukaryota; Dinophyceae; Prorocentrales; Prorocentraceae.
AUGAUGGCAGCCCCGCGCCACGCGUCGCUCACGGGCGCUCGCACCGCCGCUCGGCCGGCCCUGGCGACGGCUGCGUCGGCGCUGUCAGCAGGACCGCAGAGGAAGGCCGCCGUGGGCCCGGCCAGCGGCGGCAUGCCGCGGUCCCUCGGCGCUGUCGCCGCGCUGGGCGCCGUGGCCGCGCUUCCGGCCCGCGCCGGGCAGCGGCGCGGUCUGGCGGCGCGCGCCGUGCUGCUGGCGGGGGUCGGCGGAGGCCGGCUUUCGGUGCGCUCGCUGGCGUCGGCCGCGCCCGCCACCUCCUGUGCGGCGGGGGGCGGCUCGGUCUCCGUGGGGCUGGUGGGCUUCGGGCUGGUGGGCAAGGAGCUGGCGGCACAGAUCCUGCAGGAGAGCGCGAGCCUGAGCAAGGAGGGCAUCGACCUGAAGGUGGCCAUCAUCGGAGCCGGCAUCACAGGAGCGCCCGCUCUCCGCGGGUCACCAGGGGCCUCUUGCGCCUGGGCCCUGCGCCGCGCGCUGGGCGGCGGCCUGCGCCUCACCGUUUUCGAGAUGGGGCGCGGCGCGGGCGGCCGCGCCGCGACGCGAGGCACCAGGGAGCUGCCUGGCCUCGGCAUCUCCCACGGAGCGCCCGUCUUCCACAUCUCGCUGCCGGAGGCGCAGGAGCUGACGGAGCUGCUCGAGCAACGCGGCGCCGUGGAGAGGUGGGCCGGCACGGUGGGACGCGUGCUGGCGGACGGCGCGACGGAGGCCGGCGGCGCCGCGUCGCGCGGCGCGGCGGAGGGGCAGCCCGUCUACGCAGGCGUGCCGGGCAUGUCCGCCGUGGCCAACGGGAUCCUGAAGGCGGCGGAGCCUUUCGAGCUGAAGACCAACACGACGGUCAGUAGGCUGCAGCGCACAACCCAGGCGGCCGCCGCUGCGGUCAGCAAGCGCCUGCCGGAGGGCACCGUGCAGAGACGGAAAUGCAAGCACCAGAUGGGGGAAGGCCUACUCUACGACAUACACGGGACCAACCUCGAGCUGCACCAGGUCGUCUACUGGUCCAUCCUUGACGAGCGGAGGACCAACAUGGAUGACGAGGAUGAUCUAUUCGACCAGCUCGAGGAUCAGCAUGAGGUCCAGGGUGGGCGGGCGCCGCAGCUCGCCACCAAGCUAGCAGCGCCUGCAGGACCAUCUUCGCGAGCAGGCAGCACCGAGCAGCUUGCCUUCUGGAAGGCGAUGGUCGCGCGCCCCCAGGACCUCAUCGGGGCUACCGCCGGGAAGGACUCAGAGGGCAAACAGCGCAGGAGGCUCCACUUCGGGUCCCUCAUACACUCCAAGGUUACUUCGGCUGCGCCCUGCAUGACCCCCUCGGAGGCCCAUGAGGUUUUCCAGGAGUUCCUGCUGGGGGGUGAGAACAUCCACGACCUAGACCCCGAGGGGACUCGGACCACGGCUCGGCUCUGCAAGUGUCUUCGGGACCAGGCCGACAAGCUCGCCUACCAGGCCAAGAAGAAAGGGGGCCUGGAGACUGCAGUCUCCGCGCCCGUGAUAGACUCGUCUUAUUUCCACCCGCAGCGGCGGCGGAGCGGCCGGCGGGCGGCCUCGCGGGUGCCGUGCCGCUCGACCGGCGCGCCCAAGCUCGUCUCGGUGCUGUCCACGCAGAAGGACUGGCGGGCCGCCGCGGCGGAGGUGACCGCGGAAGCGAAGUACCAGAUACGCGGUUCUCCCGAGCAGGGCUACGCUUUCGGCGUCGCUCUCGUCCACGGCCACGGCACGGCGUCGGUCGCCGACAUCGCCGAGAAGCUGGACGGCAAUCUCUUGACCCGCGGCGCGCUGGCGGUGUGGUGCGAUGGCCUCGAGGCGGCCCAGCAAGCUGCCCCAUAA